GUGCCUCCCAGUGUCUUCCUCCCCACUGUGUCUCCCCCUGUCUCCCAGUUUCUCUCAUUGUCUCACCACCACGUCUCCCCACCACGUCUCCCCUCCGUGUCUCCCCCUGUCUCCCAAUCCCUUUCCCCGUGUCUCCCCUUGUCUCCCUCCCCCCGUAUCUCCCCCUGUCUCCCGGUGUCUCCCUCCCCCCCUGUGUCUCCCCCGUCUCCCAGUGUUUCUCUCCCCCCUGUGUCUCCCCCUGUCUCCCAGUGUCUCUGAUUGUUUCCCCUCCGUGUCUCCCCUCCGUGUCUCCCUCUGUCUCCACGCGUCUCCCGGGCUCUGCCUCUGCGUCUCCUCGUGUCUCCGGCUUUCCGGCUGUCUCCAUGAACCGUGUGGCUGCUCCCCUGGCGUCGCGAUCAGGCGAGGGCAGGCUCCACAGCGGGGGCGGCACCAGGCCAGAGACCGCGACUGGUGGAGAUGGCGGAGCAGCGCCGGUGGAGGAUGAGGCUCACAAUGGCCUGAUUGGCUCCCGGGGAGCUGCCGGCGGGGAUGAUGAUGGCGGUGACGAUGACGGUGGUGGUGAUGGUCGUGGUGAUGGCGGAGACCUGGCCGAGAAUGAAGCUAGGAGACAACGUGUGGAGACAAAGUGUGCGGAGUUGGCCGAGAUGAUGUGGGAGGAAGGGUGUGGACGUGAGGACAUAGAACUGAAGGUGUCUGCGUUCAGGAGACUUCUGCUGAACAAGGAACUCGAAGCGUCGCAACGGAGACGGGCUGAAGAUGCCGUGCGGGCUUUGAGCAGCGGAGGGGAGGGGGAGGGACGGGAGGGGGAAGGGGAGGAGGGGGAUGGGGAGGAGAGGCAGAGCAGUGGGAGGGGGGCGGCGGUCGCCACGGAGACGCGGGGCCCCCCCUGUAAUGGGGCUCAGGGCGAGCGGAGCGACCCAAGCGGCAGGAGACGGCACAGGAAGGGCGCCCGGAGGCGGCGCUCCAUAGGCAAGAAGAAGAGGAAGAGGAGUAGCAAAAAGAGAGACAAACGGCACCGAGAGAAGAGCGAGCGAGCGGAGGGUGGCGUGACAUCACCCAAGGCUGGUGACCUCCACGCGACCUCUGCACUCUCCAGGCGCGAAGAUGCCGCUGGAUCGCUUGACCAGCCGCGGAGCGAGUCACAUGACCAGCCGGGUCAAUUGGAGAGUGGUGCGGCAACGGCGGUGGUGGCCACCGCCCCCACCUCGUCGGUGGCCCCUGCCCCACCGGGCCGGGCUCACAAUGGCCGGCUCGCCACGCCGCGUGGGUCCCAGCCGGAGCCAUUGAGAGUGGUUGGGAACCAGCGGGGGUUGACGCUGGGGGGUGGGGCUGAGGGUGAGGGGAGUGAGGAAGGGGAGGGGCCGGACCCCCACCCCUCGGACCCUGCCCCCUCGGACCCCGCGGCCGCUGUGAGCCCAGCAGGUGGAGGGACCCUGGCCGGGAUUGGCAACCGGGUUGUGCCACGGGGCUCAACUCCCCCGCGGGGCAGGGGCAGCCGUCGCAAGCGGCGCCGCGCAUCCCACCGGGGGUCCCAGCGGGGCUCCCAGCGGGGGUCACAACGGGGCUCUCAGCGGGGCUCCCAGCAGGGAUCCCAACGGGGGUCUCAUCGGGGAUCUCAGCGAGCCUCCCGACCUGGUGGCUCCCGCUCUGUCUCGGGCUCCCGAUCCGGCUCCGGGUCACGCUUCAGCUCCGGCUCCCGAUCAGGCUCCGGCUCUCGCUCCUGCUCAUAUCCCCCGGCGCGGAAUAUCGCGCGGGAAUCGCGGGAGAGCCGCACGCGUAGCCGGAGCCGGAGUCGAAACCGGAGUAGGAGUCGAACCCGGAGCCGGAGUCGGAACCGGAGCCGAAGUCAAAGCCGGGCACGCUCUCCCACGGCGACGAAUGCCAGCAAAACGAGGUCGCCCUCCUCCCCCGGCCGACGGAGUUCAACGCGACGGGACCCAGCCCCUCGCGCAGGGGGACCCUAUAAUAGGCAGCUAGGUGGUGACCGCGAACGACAGCAGCAGCCACCGCCGCCACCGCCACAGCCGGGCGGGGAGCGCCACCGGCGCCAGAGGAGGGGAGGCAGCUUCUCACCACUCCGCAAGCGGCGCAGAGACUCCCCCAGCCACCUGGAGCCCCGCAGGAUCACCAGUGCCCGCAAGCGACCGGUUCCCUACUACCGCCCAAGUCCUCCCAGCACCUCCUCAUCCUCCUCUUCGUCCUCCUCCUCAUCUCCCUCUUCCUCAACCUCGUCACGGAGGAGUGGUCGGCACGGCAACCGCAGCAGGAACAGCAGCAGCGGCAGCAGCGGCAGCCGUGGCAACCGCAGCGGCAGAAGCAGCCAAACCCCGGCACGGAACACCCGCCGCAAAACCCGGCAACGCCGCCACCGCCACCGAGGAGAGCAUAGCAGCAGUAGGGGUGGAAGCAGCGGUAGCAGCAGCAGGGGGAGCAGCAGGGGCAGUAGUAGGGGCAGCAGUAUCAGCAGCAGGAGGAGGAGGAGCAGCCUGACGUCGAGAAGCGAGUGGAGCGGAACGACGAAGUCAUGGAGCCGGAGCCACGACCGGAGCCGGAGCCGGAUCCGGACCAGCAGCCGGGAGUCCUACAACAGCAGUGGGAGUGGAAUAGGUGGCCGGAGCUGGAGCCGGCCAAGGAGCCGGAGCGGUGGGAGCGACGGAGGGGUUGGGAAAACCCGGGCUGGAGCCAGGAAGCGCCGACCCGGAGCGGCCAAAACAAAACGACACCCUGGGUCAGGAGAGGGCCGAGGACGCAAAACCCGGGCUGGAUCGAGCCCCAGCCCCAGCGCAAGCCCCGGCCCAAGUCGGAGCCGGAGCCGCAGCAGCAGGCGAGGGUCUCGGUCUGGAGCAACCGGAACACGCAGUAGGAGCGGAAGCCUGGCCGGCGGUGUCGGUGGCAGCGGUGGUGGCAGUGGUGGCAGAGGAAAGACCCGAGCCGGAGCCAGAAGGAGCAGCCGGAGCUGGAGCUGGGAGUCAGAGGGCAGUGCCACUGCCGGCGAGGCUCAGCCCCGGCCUGGGAACGAGCGGUUGCACCGUUGAGGAAGAGAGGUUCACGAUGGCCGGUGGGGUGGUGUGGGAGGAGACAUGGAGGGGAGAAGGCUGCUAUGCAUUGGCUGCUCCCCCAGAAGGUGGUGAGUGAGGGGGGGAGAGAUGGAGGGAAGGAGGCUGCUGUGCAUUGUCCACUCCCCUAGAGGUUGUGGUGGGGGGGGGGGCAGUAGCGAACAAGUGAGUGGGUGGUCUGUUACAGUGGAAGCGUCGUUACACGGUGGGAGGGGAUGGGCUGGUUGGCGGGGUGGAAUCUUCACUCAGUAGCCAGGAGACCUGGCCCAAGUGAAACCAGUCCUGGUCUCAAAUCCUAGACAUUUAGGUCCCAAAUCAAUGAUGUUGAGGCAUGGUUUCAAGUCACUGAUCCUGAGGUUUCCUGGUCUCAAAUCCUAGACAUUGAGGUCUCAAAGUCAAUGAUGUUGAGGCCUGGAUUCAAGUCACUGACCCUGAGGUUUCCUGGUCUCAAAUGCUAGACAUUGAGGUCUCAAAGUGAAUGAUGUUGAGGCCUGGCUUCAAGUCACUGAUCCUGAUGUUUCCUGGUCUCAAAUCCUAGAUACUCAGUUCUUAAGUCAAUGAUGUUGAGGCCUGGCUUCAAGUCACUUAUCCUCAGGUUUCCUGGUCUCAAAUCCUAGGCAUUGAGGUCGCAAGUCAAUGAUGUCGAGGCCUGGCUUCAAGUCACUGAUCCUGACACCCGGUCUCGAACUCAAGGCACUGAACCUUAUCAAUAUUUAUUGUUAUUUAUGUAUUGUAUAUUUACUUAUUUAUUGCUUCAGGUUACCUUGUAAAAGGGUUGGCCUGAUAUUUUUGCACAAAGUGUGUGUUGGUUAUGCACAGCUCUGGUUAAUGUAUAAUUCGUGUUGCGUUUACGUUUGUGCGUGUGUCUAUUAAAUGUGUGGGGAGCAGUGGCACAGCAGUUAGCGCACUGCUGCGCACCUGCGACACCAGAGUUCGAGUUCCAUCCCCGCUCACGGCCACCACCAACAACGGUAGUGACGAUUAUCUGAACAACCGGCCUUAGGUUGACUCAGCCUCAAAUGAGUAACCUGGUGCGGUGGUGUGUAAGUAAACAUCGCCACGGGGGGAGACAAGAGCGGCCGGGUGUGGCGUUGGCCACCCAUCCUCUUCGCGUGCUCUGCCGGCCUUCGUGGGUGCUGCUUGUGAACAGCACUUGCCCCCAACGGUCUGUUACAGGCUACACGGGGGGAUCUUUGUCUUUGUUGUCCUAUUCGUUUGAGUGAGAGUGUGUGUGUAUUUAUGUGCGUGGGGAGUAGUGGCGCAGCGAUUGGCGUGCUGCGUUGCGUCAACCCAAGGCCCAAGUUCAAUUCCCACUCAUGGCCCUACAUCAUCAAGGGACAGCGAAUAUUUGAAGUUGGGAUCCCCUGGGCCUCCCCUAGGUCGGCUCAGCCAUAAAAAAACAUCAGCACUGUGGGGGAGAGACAAAGGCGGCUGAGGCGUGAUUUCUGGUCACACCAUUAUAGGGGCACUUGCCCCAACAAGCCUUUUGAAGGCUACAUGGUAUCUUUUUUUGCGUAUGAACACGUGUGUGCAAAUACGUGUGUCUGUGUGUGAGUUUACAUGCAUGUGAAUAAGAACUAAUCUGUGUGUGAGGUGGACAGUGAUUGGACAGAGACCGGCAAACUCCAUCCGGUUUUUGUUGUUGACGUUUUUGCAUCGCUGACCUAUCGACCUAUUUAUUGACCUAUUUAUCGAUUGCUUCUGAUCGCCAGCUUCACCGUUGUGGUUGCUAUAUAUAUACACACGUACGUCCGUACGCGCGCUCGGAUAUUUAUUCUCGCAAUGGGAGGGGGGAAUUUGUCCCGUGUAGCAGUAGAUAUAGCUUAGCUGAGCAUCCUACUGGGGGGAGGGGGGGG
This is a messenger RNA of Lethenteron reissneri (Far Eastern brook lamprey), 4912 nucleotides long. RefSeq names its product serine/arginine repetitive matrix protein 2-like. Gene Ontology annotation, molecular function: ubiquitin protein ligase activity. The record is from RefSeq and is a predicted model, not a curated record. Lineage: Eukaryota; Metazoa; Chordata; Hyperoartia; Petromyzontiformes; Petromyzontidae. Gene Ontology annotation, biological process: protein monoubiquitination; protein polyubiquitination.